AUGUCCUAUAACAACUAUCGGCAUAAUACCUAUUAUAAUGGUUAUCGACUGAGUUAUAAUGGGUACCUGGGAUAUGAUAAGCCAGGAAAUGGCCCCGGUACACCUAAUGGAUCAAAUAGUUAUAGACCUUAUAAAUCAUACCCCUCCACCUCAGGUCCAAAAACUGAUAAAGUUGAUAAAACUCCUUCAACUGAUGAUACUACUGGCAUAAAGAAGAAUGAGUUGACAGGUACUAACAUGAUAACCGGGGAAAACAGCCACGAUAGUCAGUUUGACAAACUUUUGAUCCAUGCAGAUUAUUUAACCUCUAAGCUUGAAAAAAUCAGAGAUCGUGAUAUUUCAAGGAACUUUAAAGUGGUUUAUGAUCCUGAAUUGGAUAAAGCUUUAAGUAAAAGUGAAAAGAAGGCCAAAUCUAAGAAGUUUCACAGAGUUCAAGACUUAGUAGAAGUUAAAGAUCCAAGAUUAACAUUCAAUGGAAAAUUAGAAUCUUACUUGAAUAAACCUAACAAAAGAUCAAAGAAAUUCCCCUUUAAACAAUUACCACAAACAAAAUUCGUUUAUGAUGAACAUUCUUUAGGUGCUGAACCUUUGAGUGAAUUAGUUAUUUGGGAUUUACCUUCGAACAUCAAUGAAGUUUAUCUCACUAACUUUAUUCAAAGAUUUGGUAAUCCUAUAAAAGAUUUGAAAUUUGUCAAUGAUGAAGAGAAUGGUGUACCGUUGGGGAUAGUUACGUUUAAAUUUCAAGGGAAUCUUGAAAAAUCUUCAAGAUUAGCCAAUAAAUUGAUAACUGAUGCUGCUAGAUCAGGUAUCAAGUUAGAUGGAAUUAAAUUGAACAUCGGAUUAAAUGAUCACGACAAUAAGUUACUCACUUCAAAAAGGAAGUUGGCAGAAGGUAAGUUAAGGGCAGAAAGACAGAAAAUUCAAGAAGAAGAAAGAGCUAAAUUCGAAGAAUUAAAGAAGAAAAAGGAAGAAGAAUUGAAAAGGAAGGAACAGGAACUCAAAGAGAAAGCUAAAGAAGAAGAAUUCACCAAAGAGUUAACCCCAAGAGAUAAAGUUGAAACCAACAUCACCAUAACAUCCAUUAAGAAUAAUAGACGUAAAAUCUCAGGUUAUCAUUUACCAUCUGACCUUAACAAAUAUAUCAAAGAUAGACCUUAUAUCAUCAUUUAUGACAAAUAUUUAUCUACCAAAAGAGUGUCAUCACAAGAUUUGAAGAAGGUGUUGAGUAAAUAUAAUUGGACAAGAAUCUUAUCAGAUAGAUCAGGGUUCUUCAUAGUGUUCAAUUCUUUGAAAGAAUGUGAACGUUGUUUUUAUAAAGAAGAUGGUAAGAGAGUGUUUGAGUAUAACAUUUUCAUGGAAUUGUGUGUUCCUUUAAAUUUCAAAGGAGAUUCUAAGAGCAAUAAAGAGAAUUCUGAUUCAGUUAAUGAAGCUACUAAUAUGUUGAUUAAAGAUUUCGAGAGUUAUUUAACUAAAGAUAUUAGAGAAAGAAUCAUAGCACCAGCAAUUUUGGACUAUUUAAGUGAUGAUUUAUACCCAGAAAUCAUUAAGGAUUUGAAAGCUAAAGAAAUUCAAAAAGUAACACCAGUUGUUUCUAACGAUACUUUAAAAGAGAAAGCUUUGUCGAUAUUGUCAUUACAAAAGAAGACCGUUCUUCCGUCAUUUAGAAAGAAAAUUACUGCACCAAAAAGAUUAGGUAUUUCCAAAUUGAAUGAUAAAAAGAAAACCAUCAUUCCAAUGCUGCAUGCCCUUAACUUUGAUAACGAAGAAAGUGAUAGUGAUGAAGAAUCCUCGAGAUCAUUGACUCCUGUAGCUCCAUUGAAAAGACAAGUUAGUGAGACCAGUAUUGAAGAAGAACCUAAAAAGAAGGUCAGACGAUCGUUCCUUUAUGAUUCUUCUGAUGAAGAUCAGCCAGAAAAAAUGGAAAUUGAUGAGGAGAUUGGUGAGCAGGAUGAAGAAGCUAUUGAAGAUGAUAAAAAUGAAGUUGAUUAUUCACAACUUGAAGAAAUUUAUCAACCAACCUUUGACUUCCCUCGUCCAACAUAUGAAGGCUUCAUUCCUAAAAGGUCAAAAUUCGAUUUAUCCCAAUUCCAAGAUUUUAUCAAAGAUGAAGAAGAUUUCCAAUUGGUCAAAGAACUUUAUAAGGAUGUGAUCCCUGCUUCAAUCAAGAACAUUGAAUAUUGGGCAUGGAAAUUGAAAACCGGUGGUAAUGAAGGUUUGGUUACCGAAAUAGAUAAUGAUGUAGACACUUUACCUUCUCAGUUCAAUUCAGUUACUGGAUCGUUCAAAAGUGAUGGAUACAGAAAGAUUAAUGAUAGUGAUAAGAUUGCAUACUUACCCCAUAGAAAGAAGAUCCAUAAACCAAUCAAGACCAUUCAACAUGAAGGUGAUGAUGAUUUUGAAAUGGAAUCAACUCCUUCUUUGACCACCACCAAUAAUAAUACCAACAAUACCAAAGAUACCAAUCAAAACCAGAACCAUUCUUCGAGAGUUAAUAGAGCAAAUAAUAGAAGAUUGGCUGCUGACAUCAGUGCCCAAAAACAAAUGAUUGGUUCAGAAAGUGAUAUUUUGAACUUGAAUGCUUUAGCUAAACGUAAGAAACCAGUAACUUUUGCUAGAUCAGCUAUUCAUAAUUGGGGUUUAUAUGCAUUAGAUCCAAUUGGAGCCAAAGAAAUGAUUAUUGAGUAUGUCGGUGAAAGUAUUAGACAACAAGUAGCUGAACAUCGUGAAAAAUCUUACUUGAAAACUGGGAUUGGUUCAUCAUAUUUAUUCAGAAUCGAUGAGAAUACUGUUAUUGAUGCCACUAAGAAAGGUGGUAUUGCAAGGUUUAUCAAUCAUAGUUGUAGUCCAAGUUGUACCGCUAAAAUCAUUAAGGUUGAAGGUAAGAAGAGAAUUGUUAUUUAUGCCUUGAGAGAUAUUGAAGCUAAUGAAGAGUUGACCUAUGAUUACAAGUUUGAAAGAGAAACUAACGAUGCUGAACGUAUUAGAUGUCUUUGUGGGGCCCCUGGGUGUAAGGGUUAUUUAAAUUAG
Yamadazyma jaroonii is the source of this 3027-nucleotide messenger RNA. Lineage: Eukaryota; Fungi; Ascomycota; Pichiomycetes; Serinales; Debaryomycetaceae. The record is from the annotation of a GenBank genome assembly.